Messenger RNA from Aspergillus mulundensis, 1563 nucleotides. Its product is annotated as 2,3-bisphosphoglycerate-independent phosphoglycerate mutase. NCBI's taxonomy places the organism in Eukaryota, Fungi, Ascomycota, Eurotiomycetes, Eurotiales, Aspergillaceae. The coding region runs from base 1 to 1563 and encodes 520 amino acids. Gene Ontology annotation, biological process: glucose catabolic process. The record is from RefSeq and is a predicted model, not a curated record. Gene Ontology annotation, molecular function: manganese ion binding. Gene Ontology annotation, cellular component: cytoplasm. The transcript is spliced from 3 exons.
AUGGCCAAGGUUGACCAGAAGGCUGUUCUGAUCGUCAUUGACGGUUGGGGUGUCGCCGGCCCCAACUCCCCCAAGGAGGGUGAUGCCAUCGCCGCCGCUGACACCCCGGUCAUGUCGGGUUUCGCCGAGGAGAACUCGAAGACUGCCUCGGGUUACACCGAGCUUGACGCCUCAUCGCUUGCUGUCGGUUUGCCUGAGGGUCUGAUGGGUAACAGUGAGGUCGGCCACUUGAACAUCGGUGCCGGCCGUGUCGUCUGGCAGGACAGUGUGCGCAUCGACCAGACGCUCAAGAAGGGAGAGCUGAACAAGGUGGACAACAUCGUUGCGUCAUUCAAGCGCGCUAAGGAGGGCAAUGGCCGUCUUCACCUGCUGGGUCUCAUCUCCGAUGGCGGUGUCCACUCCAACAUCACUCACCUCAUCGGCCUGUUGAAGGUCGCCAAGGAGAUGGAGAUCCCCCAGGUCUUCAUCCACUUCUUCGGUGAUGGCCGUGAUACCGACCCCAAGAGUGCUUCCAAGUACAUGCAGCAACUGCUCGACGCUACGAAAGAGAUCGGCAUUGGUGAGAUCGCGACUAUUGUCGGCCGCUACUACGCUAUGGACCGUGACAAGCGUUGGGAGCGCGUUGAGAUUGCCAUCAAUGGUAUCCUUUCCGGAGAAGGCGAGGAGAGCUCCGACCCCGUCGAGGCUAUUGAGAAGCGCUACACUGAGAACCAGACCGAUGAGUUCCUCAAGCCCAUCAUCGUUGGUGGCAAGGACCGCCGCGUGCAGGAGGAUGACACUCUCUUCUUCUUCAACUACCGCUCCGACCGUGUCCGUGAGAUCACCCAGCUUCUCGGUGACUUCGAUCGUUCACCCAGGCCCGACCUCCCCUACCCCAAAAACAUCCACCUCACCACCAUGACCCAGUACAAGCCCGAUUACACAUUCCCCGUCGCCUUCCCCCCUCAGCACAUGGGCAACGUUUUGGCCGAAUGGCUCGGCAAGAAGGACGUCCAGCAGUGCCACGUUGCUGAGACUGAGAAGUACGCCCACGUCACCUUUUUCUUCAACGGUGGUAUCGAGAAGCAGUUCCCUGGUGAGGUCCGCGACAUGAUUCCCUCUCCCAAGGUUGCCACCUACGACCUUCAGCCCGAGAUGAGUGCCGAGGGCGUCGGCAAGAAGAUGGAGGAACGUAUCGCCGAGAGCAAGUUCGAGUUCAUCAUGAACAACUUUGCUCCUCCUGACAUGGUUGGCCACACUGGUGUCUACGAGGCUGCCAUUAAGGGUGUCGCGGCCACCGACAAGGCCAUUGGCGUCAUCUACGAAGCCUGCAAGAAGCACGGCUACACCCUCUUCAUCACCGCCGAUCACGGGAACGCUGAGGAAAUGCUCAACGAGAAGGGCACGCCCAAGACAUCGCACACCACCAACAAGGUUCCCUUCAUCAUGGCCAAUGCCCCCGAGGGCUGGAGCCUCAGGAAGGAACCCGGUGUCCUCGGAGACGUUGCGCCAACCGUCCUCGCUGCCAUGGGUAUCGAACAGCCCAAGGAGAUGACUGGAGAGAGCCUCUUGGUCAAGGCAUAG